UCAAGCCUUUAUAUAGAUGGUAACGAGUUCAUGGAUAUGAAACUCAAUUGCGGAGAAGAAAAAUGAGUACAGAUAUCCAGGUUGAAAUCAUUCACAAAGAAACCAUAACACCAUCCUCUCCAACUCUUCCCCACCUCAAAGUUGUAGAACUCUCUUUUCUGGAUCAGUUUAUUCCUGACGUUUAUGUCCCGCUGAUUCUUUUCUAUCCCAAUCAUACUGAUGGUGAGGUUGAUACCAAUCACCAGUCAUUGAUUGAAGAAAAAUCCUGCAUUCUAAGAGCCUCACUAUCUGAAACCCUUACUCACUUCUAUCCCUUAGCAGGGAAAUUCCAGUACAAUGAUUCAAUCUGUUGCGAUGAUCGUGGGGCUGCAUUCAUUGAAGCCAGGGUGAAUUGUGGGAUAUCAAAGAUUUUGAAAAAUCCAGAUACUGAGAUACUAAAAUGUCUGUUUCCAGCUGCUGUAGAAUCCACACAAGCACUUACAGGUCAUCUUCUACUGGUCCAGGUCAACUUCUUUGAUUGUGGUGGAAUGGCAAUUGCAAUCAACAUUUCACAUAAGGUGGCAGAUGCUUUUACCUUCAGCACUUUCAUAAAAAGCUGGUCCGCAGCUGCCCUUGGACCCAGUAGUACAACUGAUCAUCCAGUGCUUCCUGUAGAGUUUGGUGUUGCAGCUUCUCACUAUCCCCCACAAGAUUUCUUAAACUCACCGAAACCUGAUAUGAAAUUUAUUCGACGAAAGUGCACAACAAAAAGAUUCGUCUUUGAUGCCUCACGACUCACGGCUCUCAAGUCCAAAGCUGCUAGUGCUUCUGUGCCAAAUCCCACACGUGUUGAAGUAGUGUCAGCACUCAUCUGGAAAUGUGCCAUGGAAGCAUCACGAUCAAACUUGGGUUCGAUAAGGCCUUCCUUGUGGUGUCAAGCAGUGAAUAUGCGUAGAAGAUCAGGGCAGGCAUUCACAGAAAACAUAUUGGGGAAUUUUGUGUGGUACUUCGCAGCAAUAACAGUAGAGAGUGAAGUAGAUCUUCAAAGCUUGGUUACUAAAUUCCGGAAAAGCAUCGAGGACUAUAAAGUAAACUACCCUAAUGGACUUCCUGCAGAGGACGCCUAUCAAUCAAUCAAAGAGUCUGGGAACAGCUGGGCAAAGAGGGGCAUAGACAACUAUAUUUGCAGCAGUUGGUGCUGGUUUCCCUUCUAUGAAACCAACUUUGGAUGGGGAAAGCCAUAUUGGGUAAGUCUCCCUAGUCUCCAAUCUAAAAAUACGGUUAUAUUGAUGGAUGCAAAAGGUGGCAAUGACAUUGAAGCGUCCUUGACAUUCUUAGAAGAGGACAUGGCCAUAGUUGAAAACAAUCAGGAGCUGCUUGCUUAUGGAUCUUUCAAUCCAAGUGUGAUAUAGAUAAUAUGCAGAAAGUCUCCCAUCUGGUGCUUCUCCUUAUAUGUGAUAUGUCAUUGUUUUCUUGCUCAUAGUCCUUAGAUUGUAGAGACCAUCUGUACUUUUUUUGCUUUUUACAAUCCAGUACGAGGAUUUCAACCAAAUAAUAGCAGGUUUUGAG
Messenger RNA from Argentina anserina (silverweed cinquefoil), 1548 nucleotides. RefSeq names its product BAHD acyltransferase At5g47980-like. The coding region runs from base 63 to 1391 and encodes 442 amino acids. The record is from RefSeq and is a predicted model, not a curated record. Lineage: Eukaryota; Viridiplantae; Streptophyta; Magnoliopsida; Rosales; Rosaceae. The transcript has a single exon.